Molecule: messenger RNA, 1818 nt
Organism: Striga asiatica
Lineage: Eukaryota; Viridiplantae; Streptophyta; Magnoliopsida; Lamiales; Orobanchaceae
Source: the annotation of a GenBank genome assembly
AAGAAAACAUUUUAUAUUUAUUAAAAGAACACCUUCCAGUUUCUACCGUUCUCUCUCUUACGUCGUUUUUAAAGCCAAGCUAUUAACUGCACAGCAAAAAAUUGCAAAAAGUCUCUUAAUUUCUGUGCCUCUCUUUACAGCUUCUCUCUCUCCAGUAAGCUCACCCAAAAAACUCACUCCAAGAAAUGCCACCAAGGUCCAAAGCAAAAACCCUAACCAAGAACCGUACAGCAGCUGAGAAAUAUGCUCCCCGAUCUCGAUUGGUGGCUCCUUUGAGCCGGUGAUCUGUUGCAUUUGACCUUAUAUCAAUAGAGGACGACCUUGAAAAAUUGAAGUGCUCUAUUUCUUUUUCCGGUAAUUUUUGGUCCAUUUUCUUCUCCUUUUCCUUUUGCUUUUGGGGUUGGUGCGAAGAUGUAUAAGAACCAGCUUCAGGAGCUGGCGCAGCGUAGCUGCUUCAAUCUGCCGUCGUACACUUGCAUCAGGGAAGGUCCCGAUCACGCGCCACGGUUCAAGGCCUCCGUUAACUUUAAUGGCGAGACAUACGAGAGCCCUAGCUACUGCUCUACACUCCGCCAGGCGGAACACUCUGCGGCUGAGGUGGCACUCAAUGCGAUAUCCAGCGGUGGACCUACCAGCUCCCUCGCCGCUAGAAUUCUGGAUGAAACAGGCGUGUAUAAGAAUCUCUUGCAAGAGGUCUCACAAAGAGUCGGGGGAUGCAUGCCUUCUUAUACAACUUUCAGAUCUGGUCAAGGCCACCUUCCCGUUUUCACCUGUACAGUGGAGUUGGUGGGCGUUCUAUUCACUGGCGACCCAGCUAAGAGCAAGAAGCAAGCAGAGAAGAAUACGGCCAUGGUGGCUUGGUUAUCUCUCAAAUCACUGGGGCAGCAGUCAGAAACCCCAUUCGAGAAGACCCUCAAAGACGAGCAGGAGCACGUGACAGUAGCCAGGGCCCUUCAAAAGUACCUAAUAAAGGCCAGGCUGGCAAGAAUCCCCUUCCCAAUAAAAUUCCCGACUGUGAGCCCAAGGCCAUCGAGCACACACAAUUCCUCCACAACCUCAAAAAUACUUCCCUUAAUCUGCCCCAAAAUGGCCAACUGCAAAAACAGCCCAUCAUUCCAAAAGAAUGUGAACACAACCCAAACCCAGCCUGUAAUCACGACAACAUCCACGAACGAGAGCUGCUUGUCUUCGGCUGACAACUUUAAGCUUUGGGCUGCCCAGAAAUUCCCUUUACCAAGUGCACCACCGUAUAUUCCUGUCAGGCACAGUAACCCGCAUGGCAGAUUUGCGCCGCUUGUGACUGUACGGAACAUGGUUCCCGUUUUCUCGGCCCCACCGCCAGUGAUGAGGCCUCCGGCCAUUGGGGUUGCGCCACCUGUCUCCAUAAGGCAGGCUGUCCCUGUAUAUGCUGCUCCAGUGCCAAAUUCUGAAGUUUCAGCUGCUGACGAGACUAGGAUUGCAGUUCAGGACAAGCUGCAGGAGUCCAAGGAGAUUGAAGAUUUGAAAUAUCUCAAGAUAUGAGAGCUUAGAAUUGCAUGAAAUUACAGUUGAUCUUCUAUCAUCAUGACCUAUGUAGAUCGUGGCUUUAUUUUCGGUUAGUUAAAUUGUGUUCCUUGUAGUGGAUAAAUUACUUGUCGUUGAAAAGUUCAAUAAUAUUCCCAAAAAUAUUCCUGCAGUUCAUUCCGCUAAUUCAUUUUUCAUUUGCCUUUCGAGUGACCCCAAGAAAUCGAGUGGGUCGAAAUUAAGUGGAGUAUUAUAUGUAGCGUGGAGUGGUAUGCUAUAUGCUUUUUCCAGACUAGUAAAGUGUGUGUAUCUGGU